Pseudogymnoascus destructans is the source of this 405-nucleotide messenger RNA. RefSeq lists its product as uncharacterized. Lineage: Eukaryota; Fungi; Ascomycota; Leotiomycetes; Thelebolales; Thelebolaceae. The record is from RefSeq and is a predicted model, not a curated record. Bases 1 to 405 code for a protein of 134 amino acids. The transcript has a single exon.
AUGUUCGACGUAUUCGGCGGGGCGCCAUCUUUAGGCUUGGGUGUGUUGGAAAUCUGGGUGCCGACGAAGGACCAGGAGAGGAAGAGGAAGGUGCCGACGAACUCUCCGAUCACGGCGACGGUGUUGUUGCGCGUGUCGUCGGCGAGACCGAGUAUGCCCAGCUGUUCUUUAUGCUUUCUUCUCGUGGAGGAGACGUUGUCGUUGCCGCCGCUCGAUAUUCGGGAGGAGAACAAGUUCAUCGUGAUAGCGACGGUGUUGUGUAGUACUGUUAUGGGUACGUUGGAGCACAGAACGACUGUUGACAGGCUGUAUGACCCUUAUACGAACAGCCAGGGCAGACUCCAUCACGUUAAAGCUCCUUUGAGGCAACGUCAUCCUGGAUUAUGGCGCAUCGGUGAUAGAUAG